AUGGAGCAGCUUCCUGGGAGAGCCUCAAGCCAUCUGGGCGGAGCCGGGCUGGAACGACACGGUGCGCAGCCUGAUGAGACAGACAACAGUGAACGUCGCCGACGCAGAAUCAGUUGGUUCACAGGGAACGAAUUCGAAAAAGAGAAGGAGAUGAAUGGAUUCCGGGCUCGUUCGAGGGGACAUGCCAAGGAGGCGUCCAGCAGCAGUACUCAUCGAAGACACGUCAUGGUCGGGUCCCAUUACAGGGACCCCUUCCUCAACAUCGCAGCUGCCAACCUGUCAUCCCGAAGUCAGAGCUUGAAGACGCUGUCCGAAAAGCACGAGACAUUCGUAACACAGAGAGAGGAGUUGCGCAAAGAGAUCCAAGAAGUGCCCACCGAUCUUGGACUUGAAUCAGAGAAUCGAGUGCGAGAAACUGGAUUGAGAAUCAUCGAGCUCAGCACCAAUAUCAAAGAUACAAUAAGCGAAAUGGCUGUUGUAGCAACUGAGGUUCGGGACGCAGAAAGGCAAGAUUCUGAUGCCGCGCGGGCUGAUGACGCGGAGGGUGUUCCGAGCCACAUCACUGAACACGCACGAUCGGAAGCCGGGCAGCUUCCACCACCACAUACAAUCGAGAAAUUACAAAAGCAACGCGUCAAGACAACAGCUCCCCAACGGCCAAGGCCCGAGGUGGGCGGCGUCUUGGUGGGCGACGUCUGGGUGGGCGAUGUCUUGGUGGCCGUUUGUGACUUCGCAGCGCGAGCUUCGGAUGAGUUGAACCUGGCCAAGGGUGACGAAGUUGUAGUGAUCGAGAAGGACGAUGGGUCUGGCGAUGGACGGAUUUUGGGAGAGAAUUUAUCGACCGGCCGUUUCGGCCUCUUCCGAAAGAAUCACGCUCGUCUCGAGGUAUGGACGCCACGAGUGAGCAGUGAUGAUGUUCCCACAGUCCAUCCCACAGUCCAGACGGAGCUCUUGGCCCGGAAAAUGGUCGCCAGAGCUGAUGAGAGCCCUGAGAUUCUGACACGGACUGUUCCAGAUAACUCCACUAGUUCAGUCUGCGGCAGCUGCGGCGCAAGAUGGGAUCCAAGAACAGGCUGUUUGAGAUCCUGUGACGGAAUGCAAGAUGGCUUGGGUGGCCACUGGAGCAUCGUCAAGCAGUACCCUAAAAAGUACAAGACUAAUGUACCCGCUGCUCUGGUUUCCAGGUUGGCGUUGAAGAAUCUUGGCUAUCGGUUCAUCCGAGAGGGCGAGAAUGUUGUCCUUCCAGAGGCCAUAGGCCAAGAAGACAUAGACGACUUGCUCAAAUUAAGCGACCUCUAUCACAAAAGCGGCCUUGAUGAGCCAGUAUCCAUGACAAUGACUCCGUUUCUUCCUCCUGUCGGCUAUAGCCGUCGAUUUUAUGGCAAUGAUGGUAAGAAAGAUGAUGAGGUCAUGGUUUUUGAGGAGCAUACACUGCCCGCGAAUCUCUACGCAGAUUCCGAAGGUGGUGCAGGGUUCUCUGUGGAACAUACCGAUUCCAACAGCUCCUACUUUGCAAUGUUCUCAGGAGAGUCUAGUCAGCAGCCGACAGACCCCAGCUCUUGGUUGGAUUCAUCAUCGGCGGAUCGAGCUGGCAUGCGCAGCGAUCCAGUCGAUGCAACCUUCAGCGGGACGAAAGAGGAGUUUGAUAUUGAUCGGGAAGUGGAAGAAUGUAGUCGAUCGAUUUCAAGCAUCACAGAUUCCAUCGGGACCACGGGGAUGAACAUGAAUCGACCGAUGUCCAAGGCGCACAUUCCAGUCGAAAAGAGCAUCUCAUGGACGACCAGGAUCCAAGCUGAAGAACGCUUUAACGAACACAGACCACACGAGAACCGGGAUAUUUCAAGACCCGAGGAUGUCCAGGAGUCCUUGGGUAAUUCUUCACAGAUCGAAGGUCGUCGUAUGUUCUGGAACAGAGACUCGUUCCCAACAUGGGUCGCAAAAUGGGUGACUGACACAUUGUGGCCGCCAUCAAAUGGCUGCCAAAGAGUAUGGUAUUUCUGCGGGUGCGGCCAGCACACUUACAUAGAUGUCAAGGAGCUCGAGCCCGGUAGUGUGGAGAGCGAAUGGCGAAGCAUUAGCGAGAGCUCCGCAAUAGCGAGACGGGCACACUCGCCCCAGAGCAGUGAAUCUUCUGGAGGCCAGCUUCCAGCGAGUCCGUCUCCAGUUCAUCUGGGUCCAACCUCUCACCGGAAUACGGCAUCCCCGAAUUCGCCUUCGCAAGAGACACCACACGUACCACGGCCAUACCUCAAUCCCGCCUCAGCAAUCUCGCCUGCCCUGUCCGGGGCUACACGACGGGAUCCAAUGUUCUUAUUGAUCUGUAUCAACGGCAAGGCCUACAAGACCUUGGCAGAGCUUCGGUGCCUUGAUAUUAAUGAUUCAUACAAUGACGAGUUGCUAAUCAGAGGCAUUCUUAACCAGUACCAACAGGCUCGUCAAGGAUUCUCAGUGCGGAGGCCGUCUUUCAUCCGAGAGUCACCAAUGAAACAAUUCAUCUCAGAGUGGCGGAGUAAAUGGGCAUCCGACGUCAGCCCGUGGGCACCGCUACAUAUAAUAGACACAGCAGACUUUGUCGAAUUCGAACUCGUCCCCCACCCAGAAGGCAAGGAGGCUUUCCCAUCUCACUUCACCUCCGGCCGCUGGCCCGCACCAGACAAUAAACAGUACCGCUACAGGCCCGUCCCGAUGAAGUGCAUCAAGACCAUGAACUUGUGGCACAUGCGCCGUCCCGGCCCCCACACCGAAGUCUACUGGUACAAUACCGUUCCCAAGAAGGUGGACGGCGCGCUAUACAGGCCGUCGGGCACGGUCGGGGACGUCGUAGGAUAUGGAGUGCGCAUUAACGAGAGGCUUAAUGAUGUGCUUGUUCUCUGGUGGUGCUUCGUUUUUAUUUUGGCCACCGGCGUUUUCAUAUAUGUGUACUCCAGGUGCACGAGCGAUGACUCGUCGGCGUUUGGGAUGGGCGCGUACUUGGUGGCUGCCCUUACGGUGUACAUCCAGUUGCAGUAUGCGUGGUGGAAGAGGACAUGA
Diaporthe citri is the source of this 3030-nucleotide messenger RNA. RefSeq lists its product as uncharacterized. The record is from RefSeq and is a predicted model, not a curated record. NCBI's taxonomy places the organism in Eukaryota, Fungi, Ascomycota, Sordariomycetes, Diaporthales, Diaporthaceae. The coding region runs from base 1 to 3030 and encodes 1009 amino acids. The transcript is spliced from 7 exons. Gene Ontology annotation, molecular function: protein binding.